Molecule: messenger RNA, 1542 nt
Organism: Heterobasidion irregulare TC 32-1
Lineage: Eukaryota; Fungi; Basidiomycota; Agaricomycetes; Russulales; Bondarzewiaceae
Gene: cyp31
Product: cytochrome P450 monooxygenase 31
Exons: 11
Coding region: 1-1542 (513 amino acids)
Molecular function (GO): monooxygenase activity; heme binding; iron ion binding
Source: RefSeq, a predicted model, not a curated record
AUGAGUACCUUGCAUGCUGGUUCGCUCCUGGUCAUUGUCUUGCUUGUGUACGUUAUCUUUAGGUGGCUCCAGUCAAGAGACUUGCGACUGCCCCCUGGUCCAAGAAAGCUUCCGCUGAUUGGCAACCUUCUUGACAUGCCUAGCGGUCGAGACUGGUUGACUUACGCAAAGUGGUGCCGUCAAUACGAUUCCGACAUUAUCCAUCUUAGCGUAGCCGGCCAAUCCGUCGUUGUGCUCAACUCCGCAGAGCUAGCGAGCGACCUCCUCGAAAAAAAAUCGUCAAUAUAUUCUAGCCGGGUGCAGCUGACGAUGUUGCAUGAAUUGAUAGGGUGGAAUCACAGUUUUACGUUCAAACCAUACGACGCCGCUUGGAGGUCUCAGCGAAAGGUCUUCACCCAGACUGUGAAUCCUUCAGAUGCAGCCCAAUUUUUCCCUCACCAGAUCAAUGCAGCACACGAGUUUCUUCGACGCCUGCUCUCCUCUUCAAACCUCUUCCAUGAUAUACACCACUGGGCAGCUGUCAUGAUAAUGGAUAUCACAUAUGGCAUCCGCGGAGAGGCCGCCGAUCCGUAUAUUUCCACCGCCAUAGAGGCCCUCGAUGGUGUUGCCAGAGCGGCCACGCCUGGCGCUUUCUUGGUCGAUUACCUGCCUUUUCUCAAGUAUGUUCCCGGAUGGGUCCCAGGUGCUGGCUUCCAGCAAAAGGCAAAGAAAUGGAGCACGUCAAGGUACGAUAUGACUGAAAAGCCUUUUCAGGCUGCGAAGCGCCAGAUUGCUACGGGGGUUUAUACACCAUCCCUCAUCUCAUCGGCCCUGGCAAACAUGGAUUUGGCGCAGGAUAUUUCCAUUCAGGAGGAUGUGAUGAAGGGAGUUGCAGUCACUUGCUAUGGAGCGGGAUUCGACACCAUUGUCGCUACCUUGGCCGCCUUUAUCUUAGCGAUGCUCCUUCAUCCCGAAGUCCAAACCAGCGCACAGCAAGAGUUGGACAAGGUUUUGGGCGAAGGGGAUCUUCCAACUUUCAAUGACGAGCCCUCAUUGCCAUAUAUCACUGCAUUGGUCAAAGAAGUUCUGAGAUACAGCCCAGCCAUACCACUAGGUGUCCCACACUUAUCUGAGGAGGACGAUACACACGAUGGUUAUUGGAUUCCGAAGGGCUCGAUUGUAAUUGCAAACUCCUGGUCAAUGCUACAUAACGAAGAAACGUACCCGGAUCCCUCGUCGUUUAACCCAGCACGUUUCCUCACCACUGAUGGAAAACUGAACCCUGAAUGCAAGGACCCGGCGACGGCAGCAUUUGGAUUCGGUAGGAGAAUUUGUCCUGGGCGUCACUUCGCCAUAUCAGCGGUUUGGAUAGCGGUGGCGUCCAUAUUAGCGACCUAUAACAUCACGAAGGAUGUCGAUGCGGACGGAAAAGUGAUAGAACCGUCUGGAGAGUGGAGUCAUGGAUCGACGCUUUUCAAUCAUCCGUUGCCGUUCAAGUGCACAUUCACACCGCGAUCAAAGGCUGCAGAAGUGGCUAUUCGAGCGACCGGCGAAGACCCUUAG